AUGUUUUUUGGACAAGAAGGUGAAAGAUUAGAGCAAAAAAGAGCAGAACAACGUUCACAAUAUGCAGCUGAUCUUAAACGUCAAAUUGAAGAACAAGGAAAGCCUUCUGUUUUAAGACAAAAUGGACAGAAUUCUGUAUCUUCUCCAUAUCGUGUUAUUGAUGAUUCACCACCAAAGAAUUAUCAAUCAUUUGCUACAAAAACGUUUAUGGAUGAUGAUCCAAGAGCUCAAUCUCCAAGACGUCACGUAAACGAACGAGAAGAACCUGAUAAUUCAUAUUAUUCGCAACCACCUUCUUACCAAUCAAGUAACAGUCAAAAUAAUCAAGCUUCAAUUGAUAGAAUUUUAAACUACGAAUUACCAAUGAAACUAAAACCAUUAGAAGAUGCUAUUACUAACUUAAACACCAAACUAAAUAGAAGUAAUGCUAAUUCUAAUGACUUAUUUUCUACAAUUAGAGAUAAAAUCUCUGAAUUACAGAUGAAUAUGACAAAAUUAUCUCAAAAGACAGAAGAAAAUACACUUAAGAUCAAAUAUUUGAGUAGCGAAAUGUCAGAACGAAAUCAUAAAUACCAAGAAGCAAUUUCUUCCAGUCAAAAUAAUCAAAUAAAUAACAAUAACGUAUCAGCAAUGGAAGAAGAUAUAAUAGCGCUUACAAAAUGGCAAACAAAUAUCGAACAAUCGAUUAAUUCAUCAAUAGAGCAAAUAAAUCGAAUGAUUUUGGAUGUUUCACAAAAAUCUUAUGAUUCAGACCUCCAUAUCAUGCAGCAGAUGGAAAACAUGAACAAACAGACAGCGUAUACAUUCGGAAAAGUCUCUACAUGUAUCAGUUCCAUACAAGAUUCGAUUAUUUCUAUGAAUAAUGACAUAAAUCAGUUGAAUAACGCGGUAAAUCUGUCAUCAACUGAUCUGAAAAACCGAGUUCAAACGUAUUUUGUUAAUAAUUCUCAAGCUUUGGAUAUAAUUCAAAGCGAAUUCAUACAAACUUCUUCGAAUAUGCAUGAUUUUAUCAGUCAGCAGCUCAAAUCAUUGGAAGAAGCUUUAUGUGGUGAGGUAAAUGCAAGAAAAUCUGCAAUUUCUAAUAAUGAAAUUCCAAAUAACGAAAAAGCGAAUGAUUCACAAUUAUCCAAUGUCAAAGAGAUCGUUAACAAUGAGUUUAAAGGCUACUUCGAGACAAUUAUGAACAGAAUUGAUGAAUAUGAAAAUAAUGUUGAGAUAAAUUACAAACAAACGCAACAAAAAGUAGCUAAAAUUAAUAACAACCUUGUUGACAUGAGUUAUGAUGAUUCAGAACUGAGAGGAAGGAUCGAAUUUCUUGAAGAAAGAUUAAUAUCUCAAUCUGACGGUCGUCCAAAGACAUCAGACCAAGCAAAGCAUACUCUGUCUAACUCAAAGAACUUCGCUAAACCUGUUGUUAAGCUUUUGCCAAUGGGAAUCAAGCCAAAAUCAGAUGAUCACGAAAAAAUCUUUGAAACAUCGAACAAAGAGGUUGAAGAUAAGCUGUAUGAGGUAGAUAUGGAAGGAAUAAGUGUUAGAGAUAGUCUCCAAGACCUUAAAAACAUAGUUCCGAAAUCAAAUCUGUCUCCAAAAGAAAAUAACGACAGACCUGACUCUCCAUUACCUAUUUCACCAAAGAAAGAAGCUAAACUUAAAGAAGAAAACCAAAAGAACCCGAAUCGACCAAAAGUAUCAUUUAUUCUUCCAAAUUGGUUCACUCCACCGAAACCACGUGAUGCAAAUUAUUAUGCCAAGCCAAUCUACGAAGAAAAUGACAACGAACCUCCAUUCGAAUUAAAUUACGACAAUCUCGAAUCUCCUGAAGAGGAAGAAAUGGUUGAAGAGGAAGAAGAAGAAGUAAAUGAGUCUGGAAAACCUAAAUCUCCAGUCAAACCUCCUGAUGAGCCAAACGAAGGAAAGCCAAGAAGACCGAAAUCUCCGAGAAAAGGGAAAAACAAAUCUUUGAUGUCUAAAAGCAUAAACAACCAGUUCAUGAUUGCUCAGAAGAUAAAACCUAUUAAAAUAGAUGAUUUCGAUGGAAACUCUUCACUACAACCAAUAGAAAUGAUGCAAUUCACUCCUGUACAGAAAGAUUAA
This is a messenger RNA of Trichomonas vaginalis G3, 2094 nucleotides long. RefSeq lists its product as uncharacterized. The record is from RefSeq and is a predicted model, not a curated record. The transcript has a single exon. Bases 1 to 2094 code for a protein of 697 amino acids. Lineage: Eukaryota; Parabasalia; Trichomonadida; Trichomonadidae.